CCCCACCACCGGUCUAGCACAGCCAUCCUCGCCCCCUUUUUAUAGAUGGCCUGGGUGGUGGCCUUGGGCCCGGCCGUGGAGGCCAUAUGGGAGGCCCUGAUGGAUCUCUGAGCCAUUGCAGCCGUGCUUGCGGCAAAUGAUAUCCGAGAGAACCCACUAAUUACGCUGCUACUUCAGUUCGAACGACGCACCCGGCACCGACUGACCGAUGAUAAUUGUCCUGCUGCUUUGUCGGCGGGACUCAGGCUCACCAUUACUAUCAGCGCAGGCUUAGGCCGUGGUGGUUGUUGAGCAUUUGGGACAAAGCUACGGCGGUAGCCGGCUACAUACUCGGACUGUCAGGUCGAUCACGGAAGCAGUCGUCGUUGCAGUCAUCGUUGCAGUGACUAGCCACCCGAGCAGGCUAGUGCGGUUUCCCCAGCUUUCCAACGGACCGUCGACAAGUUAGGAGGUACAUCCUACCAACAGUAGCGACUGUGCGUGCCACCAGAGUUGAAAGUUACUCGUUACCUUUCCACCUUCUAGGCAGCUCUCGAAACACACUACCCUACCUAUCCUUCGUGUCUUUAUACCCUAGGUAUUUACCUAGGACGGGGGUCCUAUUUGCCAAACUACCACUACCUGCCCAGGUGAUUUCUGUUUGUCGCUGCAGCCUGGCUUGUGAUAGAUCCGUGACUGGCGUGUUUGGCCGGCACGCCUGCCUGCAUCAUUGCACAUUUCUACAAAGGCUCCUCUGAAAGCCACGACGGCACCCCGGCGUGGCUGUAGGCCCCCGUCUGCCCUCCGAGUCGGCAAUCCACAUACACUAGGUACCUCCAACACCCAGCCCUGACGUAUGCAGCCAGGGUCGCCUUCCCCUCGACGAGCCAUCACAACUCCACCCACACCGACUACCUUUGCCUCCUCCUUUCUUUACACACACCAUGGGUGCCAACUUUGCGCAUAGGCGCCUCGGGAAAGAGUUGACAAAAAUCACUGGCAACCUCCCCGCUGGCAUCUCUCUUGUGUCUGCCGACGACCUCGAGACUUGGUACCUGGAUAUCAAAGUCCUUGACGACAACCCGCUCUACCCAGAUGUCUACAGGCUGAUGUUCAGAUUCGGACACCAGUACCCAAUCGAGCCUCCUGAGGUGACCUUCGUCCAGAAGCCCGACCGCCCAAUACCGAUACACCCCCACAUAUAUUCAAACGGCAUCAUCUGUCUCGACCUCCUGGGCCAGCAAGGAUGGAGCCCGGUGCAGAACGUUGAGAGCGUGUGUAUGUCACUGCAGAGCAUGCUGACGGGCAACACCAAGAAUGAGCGCCCGCCUGGAGACGAGGAAUUCGUCCGGAGCAACCGACUGCGGCCGAGGGACAUCGAUUUUUACUACCACGAUAAUAAGGUCUGAGUGCGAACGAGCUCCCUCCGGCUCAUUUUCCACGGAACCUCAGAGUUGACGGCGCGGCUUUGACGAGAAAAUGGACACACAAAGGGAAGACACUGUUGUGUGUGUGUGUGUGUUUGUGUGUGCCCCUAGGGCUUCAGCGACGAUUCAUUGGAGUUUGGUUGGUUGCCAUUUUCCUAGCGCUUUUGGGAAGCCUAUAACUUCACGUGCCCUUUUCGAUGUCCUUUUUGAACUCAGGUGCUAGGUUGGGUCCUUUAGAGGAAAUCAUCGUUUGGUGUGAGCAUCAUCAGAUGCCCACAGAUUGGGAAGGUCCAUAAAUAGAAAACCAUUGCCCUAGUAAGGGUGAGCGUCAAGCCAUCAGUCCAUACAGUUGCGUACCUUGACGUCUGACGUAUAAAAUAUUCGUGAGAGCCAUGUAAGGAGGCAGUAGCUUGACAACAUGACUCUGCCGACGGUCAACAUAUACACGUUCAAAACGUCGGCGUCCAAUAUGGG
Molecule: messenger RNA, 1880 nt
Organism: Diaporthe batatas
Lineage: Eukaryota; Fungi; Ascomycota; Sordariomycetes; Diaporthales; Diaporthaceae
Exons: 3
Coding region: 924-1388 (154 amino acids)
Biological process (GO): proteasome-mediated ubiquitin-dependent protein catabolic process; protein polyubiquitination
Cellular component (GO): nucleus
Molecular function (GO): ubiquitin conjugating enzyme activity
Source: RefSeq, a predicted model, not a curated record